AUGUCUGCGUUUUACAAACAUACACUUUUCCUCUGGAUCGAAGGCUACUUUCCAAAGCGUAUCGCCUAUUACCUUCUCUCCAAGGGCAUCUGCUCUUCUGUGGAACAGCUAUAUGAUGGAAAGACGAACGAGAGCAAUCUGAAAAUCGUGCCCAUUACUUUUACUGGUGAUGGCUUCGUUUCUGAGGAUCCUGAAGAGCCCUUGCCACCUGGCACCAAAGUGCCCGCACUCCGUCUUGAUGAUACUGAGAGCGGUGGGUCAAUCUGGAUCCAAGAGACGUGGAGCAUUAUUAACUACCUCGAAGAAGUAUUCGAUGGUAACAACUACCGUCAAAUGUGGUCUACGAACCCUAUCGACAGAGCCAUCACUCAAGACGUCCUCAGCUACAUCGCCCUCGCCACAGACGCCGGUCGGAUCUGGCUUGUCAAUUGCGCUCCAUACAUGGCUGCUUUUUGGAACAUUCCCGCCUCUGAGCUCAGUCUCCCCGUUGGACGUCGCGCCCGACGUGAAUUCGAAGGGCACUUCAAAACGCUGCAGAAUGUGGCUGCUGGCAAUCUUACCUCAACGGGCUGGCUUACGCCUGCGGCUGACGGAGGUCCAGGCAUGGCUGACGUGAUGCUCGCUGCGACGGUGAGACAUACGGAGUUGAGCUGGCGUGAGUUUAUUUUGGAAGAUGAGGAGCUUGGUAGGUUGAGGAAGUGGUAUGAGAAGUUUAAGACGGUGGAGUUUGGUAUGAGUUGGAGGAGACAGGGCGGUUCCCUGAGAACGCGAAACGUGGUGAGGGCUCUGUCCGGAAGUAGCCGAUCGAAGUAA
Messenger RNA from Fusarium odoratissimum NRRL 54006, 813 nucleotides. RefSeq lists its product as uncharacterized. The record is from RefSeq and is a predicted model, not a curated record. Bases 1 to 813 code for a protein of 270 amino acids. The transcript has a single exon. NCBI's taxonomy places the organism in Eukaryota, Fungi, Ascomycota, Sordariomycetes, Hypocreales, Nectriaceae.